UUUUAGUUAAAAGAUUUAUGUCUGGUGUCAUAAUUGUUGCUGACCAAAGCACUUUGAGGGACUUCCAUGUAAGCUGAUGGUAUUGUUUUGAGCAGUUCCUUUAAAAAAGUACUUCAAACCCCAAAGAAAGAGGAGGAGGAUCUUGGAGAACCCCCCGCCUAGGAGAAGAAAUCUUUGGCAUUAUAGGAUGAAGGUGAUAAAACGGGAACUGUGCAGGAGCUGGCAUCAAGAGAUAGUUCAGGUAGAUGGGAGUCCAGAGGGAGCUCAGCCUCAAGAGGUGGUUCAGGAACCCAUUCAGGUGGAUGAAAGCCCUGAAGGAACUCAGCAAAUCUCACCAGUACGGCAGGAGCAAGAAGAUCAUUCCUCAGCAGCCCAGCUACCACCCUCUGCUCAAGAGCCGCAGGGAGGGAAUGAUAUCCAUGUGCAUCCACAGAGGCAGCCAGGGCAAGGAGGCACGGCCCCAGACAUGGGACCACAACCAACAGAGUCAGGCUGGGAGCUCCCAAAAGUGACUGUCAAGGUGCAGCCCCAGAACAUGAGCCAGGGGUGGGACUGCCCGGAGGUGACAGUGCAGGUGCAGCCUCAGAGGCCAAGCCCAGGAUGGGAAGCCCCAUCAGUGACUGUGCAGGUGCAGUUACAGCAGCAGGGCCCAGGGCCAUCUCUCCCACAAGUAACUGUACAGCUACAGCCCCAGGAGUGGGGACAAGGCACUGCUGGCAUCAAGGUCACUGUGCAGCUGCAGUUGGGCUGUGACCCAGAAGAGGUAACCUCCCUCCAGAACCAGUGUGAGGAAGUGUUAGAUAAUGGAGAACAGUGGACUGCCCCAAAAAAUCAGGGAGGGAUGAUGACAAGAUCUGAAAGUGAGAGAGAGCUUGCUGUGGUGGAACUAGUGCCACAGGGGGUUCUGAGCCAAAAACAGGAUCAAGGAGAAGUGGAAAAACCCCAGCAGGACCAGUGCCAAGAGGAAAGAGCAGAAGUGGUGAAGGUGCAUGACAUGCAGGCUGGAGACAAAGCAGACCUGAAUGGGAUGGUGACAGAGGAACAGCUGCAGGACCAGAGCCAAGAGCAGGAACAUCUAAAAGCAGACCAGCCUCUGCAAAAGGAAGACCAAAGACAUACUGUGAUGAGACAGGAGCAAGGUAAUAUCCAAGAAGGGUCCAGGGGGAUUGUAGAAGACCAGAAGGAAGACCUAGCACGAGAACAGUCCAAGAAACGUCCAAGAGAGUCUCCGAAUUAUUUUGUUGCUAUUCCAAUAACAGAUGAUCAGAUUUUGGACAGAAUUGAAGAUGUUCAAGAACUCAUAUUCUCUAAAGAGCCUGACCUGUCAAGAGCUCUCCUCCCUGUUCAAACUAUGCACCUUACUAUAAUAGUAGCUCAUCUGAGAACAGAAGAAGAAGUGAAAAAGGCUGUUCUGGCACUGAAGCAAAGCAAGACUAAAGUGGAAGGCAUCUUGCAGGGUAAAGACCUUAAUUUGACAUUCCAUGGGAUUGGAGAGUUUAAUAACCAAGUGCUAUAUGUGAAAAUGUUGGAGGAAGACCAGAAAAUGCUUAGCAGAAUUGCAGAAGCUGUGGAAGAAUGCUUUAUUGAAAUGAAUCUCGACAUUUCAGGAAGUAAGGACUUCAAACCACAUCUGACUUUCCUGAAGCUCUCUAAAGCAUCAAGGUUGAGAAGAAGGAGCAGUAGGUGCACAAAGCCCCUGGUACCAAGUGUGUGCAGCAUUGGAUACUUAGUCAUGAGGGGGAACAAGGCUGGCAGCAGAGGUUGGUGCCUGCAGAGAGAAAACAUUUACCAGCUGAUGCUUCAAACAGCAGCUGCAGCAUCCUCAGAUUCACCAGCUCCCACUCAAAGACCUUGCCUGAAUCGAUUCAACAUGCAGCAGGAAGGCCACCUGCAUCCAUAGAGGAGCCUACUCUAAGCAGAGAAACAUCUGGCCACAAGUAUGAAAAUGUCUUUACCCCACUGGGACCAACAAAGAUAAAGGUGAGAGCUCUGUGGGGUGUGAGAAGGGAGCAGA
Melozone crissalis (California towhee) is the source of this 2014-nucleotide messenger RNA. RefSeq lists its product as uncharacterized. The transcript is spliced from 6 exons. Gene Ontology annotation, cellular component: cytosol. Gene Ontology annotation, molecular function: protein kinase A regulatory subunit binding. The record is from RefSeq and is a predicted model, not a curated record. Bases 188 to 1900 code for a protein of 570 amino acids. NCBI's taxonomy places the organism in Eukaryota, Metazoa, Chordata, Aves, Passeriformes, Passerellidae.